AAGAGAAAGACAGCGUGAGGUCUCUCUUAUCAGCAGUCUCUGUUAUAUAAGUGCGUCGUCGAAUAAAACUCGAGCUCUACACAUCGCUGCGGUGUACAUACAUCUAUAUACAUACGCGCGUCCGUGUUUGCGUCGCAUGUUAUUCCGAUUCUCUCCCGGUUUCAUCGCCGCGCGCGCGCAUGAAUAAACAGAAACAGCGCGUGUGUACGUGUGGCGGCCGAGUAUUAUAUAGCGAAGCAGCAGCAGUACACGCUCGGCCUGCGCUGAUAGAACGGAGGGGCCUAUUCUCGCACGACUCAUCCCCCUUCGUUAUCCGAUUUUUCGAGUGCAAUGGCAUUCGCUGCUCUGCGACUGACGAGGUUUGCGCUGGGCAACGGCAUCGGCGUUUCCGCAAGCAGGGCUCGUCUCAUCUCGCUGACGUCACUGCGCCACGGCAAGCUCGUCGCAUACAAACUAGCCGACAUAGGCGAGGGUAUCCGCGAAGUGACCGUCAAGGAAUGGUUCGUCAAGCCGGGGGACAAGGUGUCGCAGUUCGACAACAUCUGCGAGGUCCAGAGCGACAAGGCCUCGGUCACGAUCACCAGCCGUUACGACGGCGUCGUCAAGAAGCUCCACUACGACAUCGAGCAGAGCUGCCUGGUGGGCGACGCUCUGGUCGACAUCGAGCUCGAGACCAACCACGACCCCACCGAGAACGAGUCCGAGAAGAAGAGUCAGGCCCAGGACGAGGAGCCGAAGAAACUCGACGUCGCCGAGAGGAGUAUCGGUAAGGUGCUGACCACCCCGGCGGUCAGGAAGAUCGCCAGGGAGAACAAGGUCGACCUCGUCAAGGUCCAGGCCACCGGAAGGGACGGCCGCGUACUCAAAGAGGACAUCCUCGCUUACCUGGGACAGGUCGGGAGAGCCGAGAGCAAUGAGGAGCCUCCGAAGCCGGAAGUCGCCAGGCCCUCCGAGAAGAAGUACGCCAAGCACAUGUGGAAGUCCAUGACGCAGUCGCUGACCAUACCGCACUUCGUCUACAGCGACGAGUACGACGUCUCGAAGCUGGUCAAGCUGCGCGCUGAGCUGAAGGAGGCCUUCGCCAACGAGUCCCUGAGCCUCUCCUACAUGCCCUUCUUCCUCAAGGCGGUCUCGCAGGCUCUGCAGCGAUAUCCCGAGCUGAACGCCUGGAUCGACGAGAAGAACGAGGGCGUGGACAUCAGGAAGGAGCACAACAUCUCCCUGGCCAUGGACACCCCAGGCGGUCUGGUCGUUCCCAACAUCAAGAACGUCCAGGAUCUGAGCAUUCUGGAGAUCGCCAAGGAGCUCAACAGGCUGCAGGCCCUCGGGAAGAAGGCGUCGAUUCCACUGGCUGACCUCACGGCUGGAACCUUCUCGCUCUCCAACAUUGGCAUCGUCGGAGGCACGUACACCAAGCCGGUGAUCCUGUCGCCCCAGGUGGUCAUAGGUGCUCUUGGAAAGAUCCAAAGACUGCCGAGGUUCGACGAGCAGGACAACGUGGUAGCCGUCAACAUCCUGUCGGUCAGCUGGGCCGCGGAUCACAGAGUCGUCGACGGCGUCACCAUGGCCAAGUUCUCCCAGCUCUGGAAACACUACGUCGAGAAUCCCUCUCACCUGCUGGUGGGCCUGUGAGAGCGACGUUGCGACGGGCACCCGAGAGAAUUGCUGUGAUUCGUUUUUUAUUAUUUUAACAGACAUAUUUUAUCAAAAAGUUUAUCGAUGCUCAAAGAGUUAUAAUCUCAGAAUCGUAAACAGCGAGAACACUCUUUCGCCGCGAAAGUUUUCUCGAACGAUUCAAGAGGGACUAUUUUUUUUUUUUUUAUCGUUAAUCUCUGCUAUAGAAAAUUUAACUGACUGUUUCUACAUACAUGUGAAAAUGAAUAAAUAACUUUUUCUACUCUUCAAA
Nasonia vitripennis (jewel wasp) is the source of this 1906-nucleotide messenger RNA. RefSeq names its product lipoamide acyltransferase component of branched-chain alpha-keto acid dehydrogenase complex, mitochondrial (gene Dbct). The transcript is spliced from 5 exons. NCBI's taxonomy places the organism in Eukaryota, Metazoa, Arthropoda, Insecta, Hymenoptera, Pteromalidae. Gene Ontology annotation, molecular function: acetyltransferase activity; lipoic acid binding. Bases 331 to 1632 code for a protein of 433 amino acids. The record is from RefSeq and is a predicted model, not a curated record. Gene Ontology annotation, cellular component: mitochondrion; cytoplasm.